CAUGACUGUUGGGAACCACACGCCAUUCAUUCUGCAGUUUUGCUUCUGCCAACGUACCUCCGUUUUUCCGGAGCUUUAGUGUGACUUGCAAUUUAGUUGCGCGGUGUUUGAGAUUCCUUGGGUGCGCGUGCAUCGUCCUGGCCACGAACCCCCUAUAUACCAACCUUAGCACCCUUCGCAGCAACGUGUUCACGACCCCGAGCGAUACACUACAAAUCGAUCCUCGUUUCCUCGUAAAAAACCAUCAAACUCUCCGGAGCUCCAGACGCAGCGUGGCGCGCCUGUCUGACCACAUCGACCUCAUGUCUCGACGAUAGCAACGGCGUCUGCCUUCGACCUCCUUCCUACACACCUAGCUCAACAGCAUGGCCGACCAGCCAAUAAGCCUCGUCGACCACACAAAUGGCGACAAUACGCCUUCGACGACCGUCACACAAUCCGAGCAGCAGCUCACAAAUGCGAGCUCCCACAUCGACAUCCUCUACGAAAACCAGCGCGGUUGGUUCGUGUUCGGCAUACCGCUCUUCUCCUCCAAGGCACUGUGGAACCUAAGAAUCGAUCCUGCGCCCUGGCAAGAUGCCAAGUUUAAGCCCUCGGCUGUCAACAUCACAAAUGCACAGGUGCCUGACCCGAGCUGGGUAUGGGACUGGAAAACUUGGUAUGUCGACAUGAGCCUGGACGUCGACGAGGAAGGCUGGCAAUACAAUUUUUUUUUCAACGGCUCAGCAUGGCAUGGUAACCACCCGUGGUUUCAUAGUUUUGUCCGCCGGCGGCGCUGGUUGCGAAGACGUGUCAAGCAGAGACUGCCACCCAAGACUAGAGCAAAUGCGAAGGAACGCAUGUUUGGUGAGCAAUUCAGCAUUGGUACAACCUUGGCUAGAUCUACGACGUUUGGCACUGGCAGCGGUCUGUUGGACAGUUCUCAAACCAGUUUGGACGAAGAGAUCAGAGAUAUUGCCACAUUGAUGAGGAAGCUGAAGGCUGCUGCAAUCGACCGCGAGAAGAUUGUUUAUAUACACAAGUUCAUCAACGAUGGGGGUGAGGAACUACACUACCUUGCAGAACAGAUUCCUACAAUCAUGUCCAUGCUCAUUUUCCAAAAUUCACGCCACCAACUUCUCUCGACGCUGAUGGACCGUUUUGAUGCUGCAAAAGAACACCGCGAACAACACGAAAAGGACGGAAAGCCUGAAGAUGAAGCCGAGGAACGCCGAAUCAACAACCUGCUCAAAGCUGUCGAGGCAGCGGACAACGAGUGCAAGAAGUUGGAGUAUUGGAGUGAUAUCAAGAAUUUGACCGAGGAGGGCAAAGCGGGUAAUGCAACAGAUCCAGGCAUGGGCUGGGAUGAGAAAUGGCAGGGUCUCGAUGUCAGCGGGGCCAGUUAUCCUGAGAAAUGAGUAAUCACGAGCGUUGAUUGGAGUUCACCGGAGUUGAUGUAUUUGCGAGGCGCUGGCGGAGUUGACAUUCGGCGUUGGUCGGAGCAUUGGCAACAUUGGCAGUGUAGCAACAGCUUCAGCAGGCGUAGAUUGUUGUGGUAAGCACG
Molecule: messenger RNA, 1543 nt
Organism: Bipolaris sorokiniana ND90Pr
Lineage: Eukaryota; Fungi; Ascomycota; Dothideomycetes; Pleosporales; Pleosporaceae
Exons: 2
Coding region: 366-1397 (343 amino acids)
Source: RefSeq, a predicted model, not a curated record